Molecule: messenger RNA, 1987 nt
Organism: Sardina pilchardus (European sardine)
Lineage: Eukaryota; Metazoa; Chordata; Actinopteri; Clupeiformes; Clupeidae
Product: zinc-binding protein A33-like
Exons: 6
Coding region: 366-1769 (467 amino acids)
Biological process (GO): protein ubiquitination
Cellular component (GO): cytoplasm
Molecular function (GO): ubiquitin protein ligase activity; protein binding; zinc ion binding
Source: RefSeq, a predicted model, not a curated record
GAUAGUGGUAGCAGAGAUGGGAAAACUGGUUUGACAACUAAGGCUGACCAGUCAGAAUCCUUCUUCACCAUAUUCCCUUCCUCUGACACACUAGCACAGGAGCAGCAAGUGAAGUUGUGCAACAAGUUGAUUCUCUGUCAUUCACUAGACGCUCUCCUGUGGGAUGCCUUUCCUAGAAACUUCUCUGGACUCCUGGACAACUUUUUCAGUUUAAACUGAAGCUGGUGAGGCUGAAAGUCGUGUGGAAGAAAGUGUGAAAUAAAGAAGAAUCUGAGUGUGGGACUGACACGUCUGCUCUGACUGCUGAAAGUGAAAGUGAGGACUGAGGAAACAACAAACAGGAGAGAGUUUAUGGUAAAGAUGAAAUGGCUUCUAAACUGGAAGAGGAUCUGACCUGUCCUGUGUGCUGUGGCAUCUUCAAGGAUCCUAUCAUUUUGACCUGUGCUCACAGCAUCUGUAAAGCCUGUCUGCAGCAGUUUUGGGAGAGCAAAGGAUCCAGAGAAUGUCCCUACUGCAGGAGGAAGUGCUCGAAAGAUUUUUAUCCUCCUAACAUAGCGUUAAGGAAUUUGUGUGAGACCUUUAUACAGGAGAAAAGUCAAAGAGCUUCAGCAGGGUCUGAGGUGCUCUGCAGUCUGCACAGUGAGAAACUCAAGCUCUUCUGUGUGGAGGAGAAACAGCCUGUGUGUGUAGUGUGUCGAGACUCAAGGAAACACAACAACAACAAGUUCCAACCUGUUGAUGAAGCAGCCCUGGACCGUAAGGAGGAGCUCGUGAUCAAACUGCAGCCCUUACAGAAGAAACUUAAGACCUUUGAUGAGGCUAAAGUCACCUCUGAUCAAAUAGCUGAACACAUCAAGACUCAGGCCCAGCACACAGAGAAGCAGAUCAAGGAGGAGUUCGAAAAGCUUCACAAGUUUCUACGAGAUGAAGAGGCAGCCAGGAUAGCUGCCCUGAGGAAGGAAGAGGAGCAGAAGAGUCAGAUGAUGAAGGAGAAGAUUGAGAAGAUGAGCAGAGAGAUUUCAACUCUUUCAGACACAAUCAGAGCCAUAGAAGAGGAGAUGAAAUCUGAUGACAUCACAUUCCUGCAGAACUACAAGAGCACAGUGGAAAGAGCCCAGUGCACACUGCAGGAUCCAAAGAGGGUUUCAGGAGCUUUGAUCAAUGUGGCAAAGCACCUGGGCAACCUGAAGUUCAGAGUCUGGGAGAAGAUGCAGAAGACUGUUCAAUACACUCCUGUGACUCUGGAUCCCAACACUGCAAAGCCCAAUCUCAUCCUGUCUGAUGAUCUGACCAGUGUGAGACGUGGUGAUGAGGUGCAGCAGCUUCCUGAUAACCCAGAGAGAUUUGACAAGUAUCACAGUGUCCUGGGCUCUGAGGGCUUUAACUCAGGGACUCACUGCUGGGAUGUGGAGGUUGGAAAGAACACAUCGUGGAAUGUGGGUGUGAAGGCCGAGUCGGCCCAGAGGAAGGGAGACUAUGGCGAUCUGAGAGGAGAGUGGACUUUGUAUUAUAAAGAUGGUAAAUAUGGAGCAGGUGCUACUCCACAGCCCCACACUAUCCUCACAGUGCAGCAGAAACUCCAGAGGAUCAGAGUGCGGCUGGAUUUGGACAGAGGAAAGUUGUCAUUCUCUAACCCUGAUAAUAACGCACGCCUACACACUCUCACACACACUUUCACUGAGAGAGUGUUUCCAUACUUUAAUAUCCCCUGUAAUAUCUCUCCUCUAAGGAUCCUCCCAGUGAAGGCCAUACUUAAACCCUACCCAUAAACUCCUUCCUCUGAGGAUCCUCCCAGUGAAGGCCUCAGUAAGAGUAGAGCAGCACAGUUAGAGCUGAUUCUGCCUCACCAGAGCUGACUCACAUAGAGGGAAGCUGGAGAAAACUGUAUGAUAAAAACAAGGCCAAGUGAACACUGCACUAAUGCCACCUCAUAUGAUAAUGUGAAGCUGAACUGCUGUGUUUUAAAUGAGUGAAGACUUAAAUAAAC